Scatophagus argus is the source of this 4030-nucleotide messenger RNA. RefSeq names its product arrestin domain containing 1b (gene arrdc1b). Gene Ontology annotation, cellular component: cytoplasm. Gene Ontology annotation, biological process: protein transport. The record is from RefSeq and is a predicted model, not a curated record. Lineage: Eukaryota; Metazoa; Chordata; Actinopteri; Scatophagidae. The coding region runs from base 88 to 1410 and encodes 440 amino acids. The transcript has 8 exons. Gene Ontology annotation, molecular function: ubiquitin protein ligase binding; ubiquitin-like ligase-substrate adaptor activity.
GCUCGCGGCAGCAGGUGAGAGAGCAACAUUGCCUCCUCCCGGCUUUCAAAGACGCAGAGCGGCGGAGUAGCGGAGCAGAGCGUAACCAUGGGAAAGCUUCAAGAAUUCGAUAUCACUUUUACCAACAACAAGGUGGUAUACAGUCCGGGAGAGUCCAUUAGCGGAACUGUGAAAAUACGAACCGGUAAUUCGCUACAGUACAAAGCCAUCAAAGUGAACUGUCAGGGCUCAUGUGGGAUCUCCAAUAAAAUGAACGACAGCUCGUGGACUCUGGAGGAGCAGUACUUCAACAGCACACUGUCUGUUGCUGACAAAGGAACUCUGGCGGCAGGUGAACACAGUUUCCCUUUCCAGUUUGUAAUUCCAGUUGCUGCCCCGACUUCCUUUGAGGGACCCUUUGGGAAGAUUAUUUACCGAGUGAGGGCUGCUAUCGACACGCCCCGCUUCUCUAAAGACUACAAAGCCCAGAGGCCCUUUUACCUACUCAACCUGCUCAAUCUCAAUGAGGUGCCUGACAUUGAACAUCCAAGUUAUGCUGUGACCACUAAGAAGUUCAACUACCUCCUGUUGAAGACGGGGACCCUGAUGCUGAAAGCUCGCAGUGACCUGAGAGGUUACAUCCCCGGUCAGGUCAUCAAAUUAGCCACUGAGAUCCACAACAAGUCUGGGAAGGACACAGGAUAUGUACUGGCCAGUCUCAUACAGAAAGUGACCUAUAAGACAAAGCGACCUAUGUUUGACCUGCGGACCAUCGCAGAAGUGGAGGGAGCCGGGGUGAAAGCAGGAAAACACGCUGAGUGGAGAGAGCAGAUUAUCGUCCCUCCUCUUCCUCAGUCAGCACUGGCUGGCUGCAGCCUCAUAGACAUUGACUACUUUAUUCAGGUGUCACUUAAAUCUCCAGAAACGAUCGUCACUCUGCCCAUCUACAUUGGGAACAUUGCUGUGAACUUGUCUCCAUCGAGGCCCAUGCCCUCCAGUCCAUUGCACUGUGGUGCGACCAUCGUGCCCGGGGCAUCAGGUGUGACACCCAGCGCCCCACCGGCGGAGGAGGAGCCGGAGGAGGCGCUGUGUGCAGGAGGCAUGGUCAGUGAGGAGAUUCCCACCAAGAGUCACUCUCAGCAGGAUCCCUCAUGUCAGCCGGUCACCAUGUCUCCCAGCGCCUUCAGCCACGCACCCGGAGCAGCUCUUCCUCCCAGCCUCAGACAUUCCGAUGCAUCUGCACCCCUGUUCUGUGUGUCCACCGGGGCCACCAUACCUUUCUUCACAGAGGGAAACGUGACUCCUAUCCCCACUUCCUGUUCUCUCAUCCUCCCUCCAGAGUACAGCAGCUGGGACUACCCUCAUGAGCCCCCACCCACUUAUGAGGAAAGCUGCAGUAGCGUAGACUCCAGCUUCAACAGCAGACAGUAGGGGGGAAGCAGGUGAUAAAGCAUCGCGGCCACGCCCACCCAUUCCUGUCUGCACUCGCCUCACAACAAAUGAGGACUGGACCAUGGACCAUAACUCCACCCCAAAGAUUGUUUCUUUGUCCUCUAAUAUGUAAAAAAAAAGGGAUUAUAUCUUAUAUUGAAUAUAAGUUUUAAUUUCACCUCAUGUCCCACCAGGUAGUGUCAGACAGAAUGGGUGAACAUCACUGUGCCUAAAAGAAGUUUUUUGGAUCAGUGAGUGGAGUUGUUUCUUUCAGAGGGCUGGCCAAAACCCUGUUUUGUUUUGUUUGUUUCUUCAAUAGAUUUUGCAUCUGUGAUGCCUUGAAAAUAAUUUCAGCCUACACAAGGCUCAUCUUUGACAAGCUCAAACGCCUGCCCCUUAUGCAGUCUUGUUCCAAAUGUGCACUUGUUAUUGUGGUCCACUUCUGUCUGUUUGUGUUUCAGUUGUCCUUGUCAUCAGCAGGGCAGAGGUGUCCUCAUUCUGGAUACUAAAAGCAGGAAUUAUUGCCAGAGGUUGUGGUUUGUCUGGAAAGCUCAUUGAAGUCGCUGUGUAGGAUCUAUCUGUGAUUAUAUCAUCUUUAAAGUUAUUUUGAUAGUUUCAGUGGUUUGUUUGAAGAAAUAUGAAACAGUUCCAAUGGACACUGGUGUAGUCUAAGUGUGUGUACUACACUGUCCUUUUUUUUCAUAAUACCACUAGAAGUUGCCAGAAAGAAUUGAUGGAAUCCUACACAUAGUGCAUUGAAGAGUUAUACAAACUAGUCCACUCACACAAAAUCAGUGUAGUUUUGUUGAUUUUUAUGUUCUAUAAUAUUUUGUCUCUAGAUGAUUAUUAUUUAUGUUGAGAAAAUUAAAGUCAGCACGUAGAAGAGCACUGCCACUCUGUUUCUUCCUAGAUCAAGGUUGUGUAUCAUCUGUUUACCACCACCCUGUGUUGAAUAACUAAGAGGUUUUCCUUUGACGGCAGUUUUGUAUUCAGAGGAGAGUGUAUCUGCAGAUGAGGCUCAUUUUUCCUGCAGCUGGAUAUGAGGACCGCAGUGCUGACGCAGUCUUUCUCUGCCCUCGUGUGGUCGUUACUGGUACGAGCUUUAACUUAGUUUGUCCUGAAAUUGGAGCUUCACCCCGGGGACAGUUCAUCCCUAAACUGGUGCAAGUUGCAGAGUUUUGGAAAUACCUGGUUACUCAAGAUAGUCCACAGACCUUGCUGUGAGCAGAUUCAUGUAGGAACUAUGUUCUUUCUGUAUCACCGUGCAGGGGGGCGAGUGGAUCUUUUCCCUCAGAGGCCAUACAACUAAUCAUUUUGGAGUGAACUGUCCCUUUAACAUAAUCAUAAUCAGCCAUGCAAACUGAAAUACUACACUUUGUCCCUGCUUCUGAUCCAGAUGGAGUCUGCUGUGUGUAUUUACAUAUAUUGUAUUGUGUUUUUUUCUCUUCUUUGUUGCCUUAACUUUCUUUUAGUGCUAUUUUAAUGAGAUGAAAUUCCUGAUAUUUCAGUCAGUGGAGAUAAACAUACAUGUGCACAACACAGCACUUUUUAUCAUAUGAGCGUGUGGAUUUCUGAAUGUGUGUUUGUGUGUGUGGGUGGGUGUGUAAAAUAGAGCUCAUUUGGAUGCUGAAGGUCACCUGAGUUCUGUUUUCACUUGUAAAUUGUUUCCGAGUGAGCGUCCGUGUGUCUCUUCCUGUGUCCAAGUGCUGGGUGAUAAUUUCAUUUUUGAUUUCCGACAUAUCACAUCAUGAUGUGAUGAGUUCAACCAUAUCAUCCAGCCGUACUGUGUACUUCUUUGUGGGGAAACUAACACCACUGAAAAUCUUAAGCACAAUUGCUAUAUUGAAAGUUUGUGUGACUAAUUCAUUCUGUGAAUUCAGAAAAAAAAAAACUUUGCGGGUUGGCCCCUGACUGCAUAUCAUGUUGCCGCACAGGUUGUAUUGUACUGUUUUGCAGAUGUUAUUUUUCAGCUCUGAAAUUUCCACAGACAAACUGCUGUUGCUGUUAGAAACCUGACAGUCAUCCAAACCAUGGCUAUCCUGGCUCUACAUUAUUACGAAUGCAUGCCUUAAACAAUCUGGAUCCCCGCCACCCUUCCCGGGAACUUCUAAUCGACAUUCUCCUUCUCUGUCAGGGAGGACAUCAGGAUGUGCUCAUGCAGCGCUUCCUGUUUUGUCUCCUGUGGACUGUGCUAAGUGCACUUGAUGUAUCCAAAUGUAGCUUUUAAAAUCAGCUUGGACACUGGACCUGUUCACUUUGUUAACUUUGCUUUUACUCUUGUUUUUGAAAAAAAAAAUGUGCAAUUUCUCUCAUCUCCACAAACGCUGCAGCAGCAGCUUCCUGAAGUCAUGUGACGCUGCCUUUAUCAACCCUGGAUUCUUUUCCAUGGAAAGGUACUAUAGCUUUAUGAAGCCCCACUUGUUCUGUGUUAUUUUUUCAUUCUUCUCCUUUCACAUAUUGGUGAAUGGUGUCUGGUUUUGUAUUUUUAUACUUGUAAACUGUUUACAGGUGCAGUAUGCAGAUACUUGUAGCACCUCAAUCAGUAAAUGUAAUAUUUCAAUGUACAGUGCAGAAUCAAAGUUGUACUGUACAGCAUUACAAUAAAAUUAUAUGACAUGUU